Fopius arisanus is the source of this 1643-nucleotide messenger RNA. RefSeq names its product DNZDHHC/NEW1 zinc finger protein 11 (gene Dnz1). The record is from RefSeq and is a predicted model, not a curated record. Bases 13 to 843 code for a protein of 276 amino acids. Gene Ontology annotation, molecular function: palmitoyltransferase activity. Lineage: Eukaryota; Metazoa; Arthropoda; Insecta; Hymenoptera; Braconidae. The transcript is spliced from 4 exons.
UCAAGGUUGACAAUGUUUGUGAGAGACCCUUGUGGAAUUGUUUGUAUUAUUGUGACUUACAUCGCGAUUUUUUAUGCUGAUUAUGUUGUUAUCAGGUGGAUUAUUCUCCAUACAAUGCAGGAUAGUUUAUGGGGCCCCUUUCAUGUGGUGUCAUUCAACACUGUUGUUCUCUUCCUGAUGAUGGCGCACAUGAAGGCGAUUUGCAGUGACCCUGGUGUGGUGCCACUACCUCAGACGAGAAUGGAUUUUUCGGAUAUUCAUACAGGUGGUUCUGGAGCAAGUGAUGACUGCGAGGAGAGAGAUGACUGGAGUGUUUGCACUAGAUGCGAGACCUACAGGCCCCCCAGGGCCCAUCAUUGCAGGAUCUGUGAGAGGUGCAUUAGGCGGAUGGAUCAUCAUUGUCCAUGGAUAAAUAAUUGCGUUGGGGAGCGAAAUCAAAAAUAUUUUAUUCAAUUCUUGGUGUAUGUUGGGGUUCUGGCGAUCUAUGCAAUAUCUUUAGUAAUUGUUUCUUGGGUCGGCGAUUGCCCCCAGUGCAGUACCGAUGUUGCUAUAAAACAGAAUCGAAUACUUCACUGUGUGAUACUGGUCCUGGAAUCAGCUCUCUUCGGCAUGUUCGUAGUGGCAAUUCUGAUCGAUCAAUUCCAAGCGAUUCUCGGUGAUGAAACUCCGAUAGAUCGUCUACAAGGAGCUCACCACCAUUACCAGCAAAAAUCGCGUCGUGCAAUAACUCUUCUCGCUCAAGUUUGCGGCAAGAGUCAUCCAGUCUUUUGGCUCCUUCCCUGUCAUAAUCCUCCACGUUAUUCAUUUCGUCGUGACGAGCGUCUGAUAGAUCAUGACGUCUAAAAAUUCGAAUAAUGAGAGGAGGAUGAGAUAGGAUGAACCUCUCUAAAUCCUCAAGUCUCAUCUCAAAGCCUAAAACAAGACCUUGAAAGUAAAACAGAAGACAAAUGUCUAAAUAUCAUCUGCCUAUCUCAAAAUAUUGAUGACUAAAAACGUCCCAUUUCACCCCAUCUCUAUUAGCAUUAAAGUUAAGAGAAAAGUAUUUUCAUUACUCAUGAUUAUAAACAAGAAUGAUUGAAUUAGGAAUUCUUCCGUCAAUUGUAAGUUUUGGGAUUUUUGAACCGUUCGAAUAGACAUAUCCUUUCAAUUGGCGUUUAGCUCUUUUACCUAUCAAUCACAUCAAUAUAUACACAUACCGUACAAUUAUUACGUGCUUUUCGAGAAUUUACAGGUCUACCAAUAAUUUCCUCUUUCACGGAAUUCUCCUCCGCCUUCUUCAAACUUAAAUAUUAAUAUAUACAGACUAUUUAUAACACCAAUAACGUGUGGAUGAACUUCCGUCAAUCGAGAAAAAUGACACAUUUACUCUAGUCUAGGUUUUGAGUUUAAAUAAUUGCAAAAUGCCUAUUUAUUGAUAAAAAUUUUUCGCCUCUUAUUGAUGGAAGUGUAUUACAAAAGCAAUAACGAAAGUGAUAAAGUUUUUAAGAUUCCUAAGGUGCAGUAUAGUAUUCCUCCUUUGUUAUUUCUACUUUAAUCUUUUUUGUAUCGAUACGACUGAUGUGUAAAAAUUAUGAGUGAUUACAAAGGCUCUUCAUUUUGUAUUGGAAGUGUUGAAUAUUUUGUACUCCCAUUGUUUAUGAAUU